Messenger RNA from Acanthopagrus latus (yellowfin seabream), 3523 nucleotides. RefSeq names its product BCL2 interacting protein 3 like b (gene bnip3lb). NCBI's taxonomy places the organism in Eukaryota, Metazoa, Chordata, Actinopteri, Spariformes, Sparidae. Gene Ontology annotation, cellular component: nucleus; mitochondrial outer membrane; mitochondrial envelope. Gene Ontology annotation, biological process: positive regulation of apoptotic process; defense response to virus; mitochondrial outer membrane permeabilization. The coding region runs from base 451 to 1122 and encodes 223 amino acids. The record is from RefSeq and is a predicted model, not a curated record. The transcript has 6 exons.
CGUGUGUGCACGCACGCCUUCUCCUACAUGGGCACACUGAGCGAGCAGCAGUCACUUGAUGGAUAGGUGCCGCAGUGCUUGAAUUUCGAUCCACGAUCGAUGCACAGCGGUUCAUGCAUGCAGUCGCCCAUGCUGGUGUUUUUGUCUUGAGCUCGUUAUGUAAUUCCUGUCCCUCUUUUGUUUAUCAACGGGACAGUCUGACGUCAUCAGCCAGCUCCUGGGGGUGGGGGUCUGAGCGGCUCGCGGCUGCUGCUGCCCACAGACUAGCUUACAGACGCAAAACAAACAGCAGCGGCGCUUUAGCUUAGCUAGCCGCUGUCUGAAAAACGGGACACAAGGCGAGGGGGUCAGUCGUACUAUCGCACGUCUGAAUGUGUGCAGAUAAGGUAGUGCACGCUUUGCCCUGACUUCAGACUUUUAUGAAACCCGCCCUGCUCGCCAGACAGAACGAUGUCCGAGGCUGCUAACACUACUUCUACAGACAACAACGGAGACUCUGGGCUAAACGGGUCCUGGGUUGAAUUAGCGAUGAACAGAGGCACAGCCGGAUCAGCCCAGUCACCCCCCACAGAAGGCCAGGCCCCGGGCCUGCUGCCCCUCCCUCAGGUGGAGGAAGAGGAGGCCAUGGUGGGGGGGCUGGAGCACGUCCCGUCAUCGUCCUCGAUCCACAACGGAGACAUGGAGAAGAUCCUACUGGACGCACAGCAUGAGUCGAGUCGCAGCAACUCCUCCUGUGACAGCCCCCCGCGGCCCCACAGUCCCCAGGAUGAGGGACAGAUCAUCUUUGACGUGGACGUGACCGGCAGAAGAGACAGCCAAUCAGAAGAGGACGUCUUGGACAAGGAAAGAGACAUGGACAUUCUGAUGAAGGACUCGGAUUGGGUUGCUGACUGGUCUAGUCGACCGGAAAACAUUCCACCCAAGGAGUUUCAUUUCCGCCACCCUCGGCGCUCAGUAACACUCAGCAUGAGGAAGACCGGGGCCAUGAAGAAAGGAGGCAUCUUCUCCGCCGAGUUCCUCAAAGUCUUCAUCCCCUCGCUGCUACUAUCACACAUCCUGGCUCUGGGCCUGGGAGUCUACAUCGGAAAGAGGUUGACCACACCACCCGCCAGCUCUUUCUGAACCCGAACCAGAAGAAAAGUGCCUGAGAAGUGGCCAUGGGUUGUUGGAGAAAGUUUUGCUGUCGUGAGAAGAACGCCCGUCUCUCCUCCCUCUGUCCCGCCUGCCCCCUCAGCUCCUCCCCCCCAUCCCUCGUCCCUGAGAUAUGACAUGUUCUCAGGAGAAAAUGCAUCAGCCCUUUCCUCCCCUUUUCUCUCCCCUUUCCUUCCCCUCUUUUUUCUCGAUCGCUGUUCUCCGGCCGUCUGUAGAUAUCCCCCUCCCCCUCCCCUCGUAUCCUUCACUCAUUUGUAGAAGCUUUUCAAAGAAUGAUUAAGGUUGUGUUUCCUCUUCCCCCAGCCAUUUGGGUUUCAGUGUUUAUAACGGGUGGGUUUUCAGGGAGGGUCACAGCAUCAAACCAAACUCUCGCCCCUUUGAUCAUCUGACAACGAGGGGAGGACUGCCCAGUUUUAGAGCUGACCACGGAUUGUGCCACCCACACGAGUAGCCCAACGCUCGAUCUCGAAAAAAGGGUUCGACCAAAAUUCAGAGUCGGCUACGCGAACUGAAUAAGUGAUCCUGCCUUUUUUGAAAGUAGCCAUUUUCUUUAGCUAAUAUCAUUUGUUUUUUUAAUUUAUUUGAAAGAAGUGGUUUAUUGAGAAGUUGUGACGAUGAGAGGGAGUUACCAUAGUGGCCAUCCCAAACCACAAGCGCUCAAGAAUUGCACUGGAGGCGGGAAGUCUCUGGCUCUGUGUGCCAGACGAGAGAGAUUUAUGUGACGUUUUUUGUUGUGGCGGAAAAUUAGGAAUUCUCUUCAAUUCUUCAUAUGAAUGAACAUAUUUUUCAAAGCGAAGAUAACUGGAAACCAGGGUGUGGAUAUGUGUUGUGCAGACAGGCAAUGUGUCCCUCUCAUUGUGUCCACUAACAGUAUUUUCGUGGUUGGGUCUCGGGUAAUGACACUGCAUGGUCCAGAAAAAGGUUCAAUCGUCUGUCCAAACUGUCUCCGCUGUCCUUCCAGUGUUUGUCUGCUACAUAUCCCAGAGCUACAUGUGCUUUUUUUUACUCCAGAUCGAGCUGGAUGUCACUGGUUGUUUCCCUUUUUUGUUUUUUAAUUUAAGGUCAUCAGAAAUUAUUCUGAUACAAAAAGAACCCCAUGAGAUUUAACAUAUAAAGAGUAUGCUGUAUUGGCAUUUGACAAUGGAAUUUUAUUUUAAAAAUUGACGUAUUUCACAAAAAGAUCUUUAAUUUGGUAUAAAACAAGACAUUUGAUUUUGUUUGGAUUUGGGAUUUAGUUUUUUAAAGCCGCAUUCGCUGAGAAAAAACCUCCAGUGGUAGCCAGCCCUGCCUUCUUACACUCCCAGCAACUUUUUGCCAAAAUGAGCAGUAAUCCUUCAUGAAGCUGCAGGUGAAGGGUUGGUCUGAGUGCAGACAAGAAGAAGGUACUAAAUGAUCCUCACUGCAGGCGUGCAGCAGCUUCUGACAGACUGCAUGCAGGGAGGGUAGCACACACAGGUACUUGGCUCCAUCGUGCUCAUUACGGUCUGCAGCAUAAUCGCCUGGCUGCAGUAUCUCUGAGGCUGGACUGUAGUCAGUGGACCUUCCUUAGGAAGACCUGGGUCAAAUGAUAUUUGAUGUAGUUCCCAUUAAGUUAGUCUUUAUUCCUGCAGGACUUCAUCGGGGCCUUUCUGAAGCAAACUCUCACCAACCAGAUGUGAAUAGUCCCUUAGAGAUCUGGUGAUCAGGACUACAUAAUCUCUUAUCAGAGCUUCUGCAGGUUUUCUUCCACUAAUUGCUUUGUUGCUGACCACUUUAGUGACAGGUGUACAGGCUUUGACAUAGAAUGACACAAGGAGUGGAACUUGCAGGUUGACAUUAUGAGAUAAAAAUGGACGUUGCUGCGUUGCCUUUUUUUUUUUUUUUUUAAAGCCAUGGAAUAAUUUAGCUGCAAAUACUAUUUGACCCAGCAGGUCGACUCAGGACAUGUUCUAGUCUCCUUUUACCUCUCGUGACAAACUCUUUAACUGCUACGACUUCUGUACUGUCUCCAUCACAGCCACAGAGGUACUGCACUGUCGGCACUUCGCGCAGCUUCCACAGCGACAUUUUGGACCGUUCUUUCCUGUUUGUCUUGUUCUGACUCGUCCGUUUUUUGCUUUAUUUCUUUCUUCCCUGUGUUGCGUAAAGAUUGUGAACGCACAGAGCGGGAGUCGAGUUUGACUGAUUGUGUUUGAAAUAAAGAUCCCCUAUUGUCAGUGGCAGGGCCUAACAUGAAUAGGAAUUGGAAGGUGUGGAAAGAGAUUUCCCUCAGACUGCGAAGGUCUAACAGUAGUUAUUGUAAUGAUGCAUUUGCUUUGAUUUUUCUUUUUCCCACUACAUUGGAAAAAAAAUGAUAAACAUUUUGUCAUUAAAGAUUACCUGAAUGAAGCUA